This is a messenger RNA of Aspergillus clavatus NRRL 1, 1515 nucleotides long. RefSeq names its product putative MFS transporter. The coding region runs from base 1 to 1515 and encodes 504 amino acids. The transcript has 3 exons. NCBI's taxonomy places the organism in Eukaryota, Fungi, Ascomycota, Eurotiomycetes, Eurotiales, Aspergillaceae. Gene Ontology annotation, biological process: intracellular polyamine homeostasis; transmembrane transport. The record is from RefSeq and is a predicted model, not a curated record. Gene Ontology annotation, molecular function: polyamine transmembrane transporter activity.
AUGUCUGACCGUCACAGACGCGAAACACCUCAAUCACCACCGGAGGGGGAGAAGAUGGACCCCAAGGACGAUCUCGGGACGGGGCAAGAGAAAAAUGAUCGAGAUGGUUCGCGUCCUGUUCGUCGAGGAUUCCUAUCCUUUCUGUGUCUGGUCCCGGCUAUUGAAGACCCGCGACAAUAUCCGGCGGCACGCAAGUGGUUCUUAACGGCCAUAGUGGCCGGGGGAGGAUUGGUCGUGCCACUGAGCAGUGGUGUCUUGUUCCGUAGCCUGCCUCAUCAUGAUCGCCGAGGAUCUUCAGUCUCGGUGGUGAACCUGUCGAUUGCCUUUGGCUCUCUCUCUGUCGCCAUCACACCUCUCUGGUGGUCCCACCUGGCCGAACUCCACGGUCGUCGGCUAGUUUACCUGCUCUCCUUCUUCUUUCUUGGCCUUCUCAGCAUCCUGGCGGCAGUCAGCCCCAACAUCGGCAUGUUCGUCGCAAUGCGCCUUCUCAGCGGGGCUGCUAGCGCAUCCCUCCAGGCCGUCAGUGCCGGUACCAUCUCGGAUAUGUUUGACGCGCACGAACGAGGCAAAGCCAUGGGUGUCUUCAUGCUCGGCCCGAUGCUGGGCCCCAUGUUCGCUCCCAUCCUGGGCGGUGCGCUGGUCACCCGGUGGAGCUGGCGCAGCACGCAAUGGUCCACGGUGAUCUAUGGGUGGGCCGUGUUCCUGAUCAUGGUGUUCUUGCUGCCGGAGACGGCAACGAACCUUGACGCGAGACAGCAGAACGAGCGGGCGAAGGUGACCAGACCCGCGAUGCGAGUCGUUAACUUCGUGUUGAAACCCAUCGAGGCGGCUACCUUGCUGCAGUACCCACCCAUCCUCAUCACCGUGUACUACACCAGCGUCGUCUUCGCAACGUACUACCUCAUCUGCGUCUCCAUCGAAGACACCUUCGCCUUGCCGCCGUACUCGUGGAGCUCCGUCAUCGUCGGGGUUGCGUAUCUCCCCGGCGGCCUGGGACUGCUGGUUGGUGCGAUCAUUGGCGGCCGCUGGCAGGACUCUAUCAUGAAACGGACGGCGCGGGAAGCGGGACGCUUCGACGACGAGGGCAAUCUCAUCCUCCACCCGGUUGACCGGCUCGGCGAGAACUGCUUGCUGGCGGGGAUUCUCUUCCCCGGGGCAUUGCUGUGGUGGGGGUGGACGGCGGAAACGCAUGAAUUCUGGCUGGUGCCGUUGAUUGGCAACUUCUUCUACGGCUUCGCGGGAAUGAUCCUCACCAAUGUGACCAUGACGAUGCUGACCGAGUUCACCCCCAAGAGGUCCACCAUGGGCGUUGCAGUGAACAAUCUGCUGCGGAACAGUCUGUCGUGUGUGAGUGCGGUGAUCGCGCAGCCCUUGUUCGAUGCCAUCGGGACGGGCUGGUCCUUUACGGCAGCCUGUCUCUUCUGUCUCCUCAGUGGCAUACCUUUGAUACUGUUACGGAUCAAGCGGGAAGAGUGGAGUGCGAGGAUGAAGGUGGCUCUGGGGGAUAUGCAGUAG